Molecule: messenger RNA, 1124 nt
Organism: Klebsormidium nitens
Lineage: Eukaryota; Viridiplantae; Streptophyta; Klebsormidiophyceae; Klebsormidiales; Klebsormidiaceae
Source: the annotation of a GenBank genome assembly
AUGGAACAAAUGGGGAAAAAACCAGCCAGCCCGUCUCGAAGCGUGACGAAGCUGCAGACAAAAUCCCCCAAGGCCGAAGAACUGGACAAAAGCUUCCGAGAUGCUGCGCAGAGUUCGGCCGGAGCUGGGAACAGAGUGCGUCCGAGGCUUGGCCGGAAGGUCUCGAAGAUGGCGGAGCUGGAGCAGGCUGCGGUGGCAAUGGCAGAGAGCCUAGAAUUGGAGGCUUACAAACUGGACGUUUCCAUGGAGCUUAAACUCGCCACAGAGAUAACUGGCGACCUGAAUCUAAUCUGCAAGGAAGGUGCAAAAGUCCCGGCGCAUUCUGCCGUUCUGGCCAGCUUUCCCUACUUCGAAGCAAAGCUGAAAGAAGACUGGUCAGGACCCGGUUGGAACCUCAACAAGAAGCUGGACCUCCAUCUUCCCUGCGCGGUGAACAAAGAAGUAAUUCAGGCUUUCCUCAAAUAUGCAUUUGGAGACGUCUGGUCUUUGACGCAGCUCGAGUCAUCUGACGCCACGAUACUACAGGACCUGUUCUCUCUGGGUGAAGCUUGCGGCUUGCCUACCCUGUGCUCAGCCAUCUCAGAACAGUUGCUCGUGACGGCGCCAUCCGCGUCCUCGUGGCUCGAGUGGCUGUCACAGGAGCAUGGAUACGACGUCAGCAAAAUCCGUGAGAAGGUCAAGCAGGCAGUCAAGAAGAGGUUCCGGACGGACGACUUGUGGGAUGGCUUGACCGUAGAGCAGCUGCAGAGCCUCGAGGAGGUCGCAAAGAAGCUGAAGCCGGCAUGAAGCUGACAAAGUGUUGCCACAGAGCGUCCAUUUACAGCAAUGAGGUUGCUGAGACUCUGGAAGCGUGCCAGCUGUUCGUGCAAUCAACUGCGUUUCGCGUCCGAUCGGCGCCGGGAAUGCAUCUGCAUACAGCCUCUUCAUUCUGCUUAAUUCAAGAGAAAGACUCCAAGGGAUUCAGUCAAAGCUUUUGGAUAGCACUGUAUACCAAUUCGCAACGCGCGCCACAUACAGCGCAGCUAGCCUGUAUAUCUGUCAACUUGGUUGGGACAAUCUUGCAACGCAUCGGACACAAGCUCUAUAAUUGAUCAUGCAUCGGCCGCAGACCCGCGAUCUCACCA